This is a messenger RNA of Aplosporella prunicola CBS 121167, 1040 nucleotides long. RefSeq lists its product as uncharacterized. The record is from RefSeq and is a predicted model, not a curated record. The coding region runs from base 17 to 967 and encodes 316 amino acids. The transcript is spliced from 2 exons. NCBI's taxonomy places the organism in Eukaryota, Fungi, Ascomycota, Dothideomycetes, Botryosphaeriales, Aplosporellaceae.
GAUUUAACUGUCAACCAUGGCGAACGACAAGAUAGCCAUAUUCCCCGCUGCGGGUGGACUCGGAGGCAGCACCUACAACCAUCUGCUGAACAUUGUGAAGCCUGAAGAGGUUAUUCUCAUUGCUCGUUACGCUUCCAAGAUACCGCAAAAGUUCAGAGAUGCGGGAUUGGUUGCGAGGGAGGCCGACUACGAUAAGCCGGAAACCCUUGCCCAUGCUUUUGAUGGUGCGAGCUGCCUCAACCUGAUCUCUUAUGCGAGUAUAGAACAUGAACACCGUUCCAAGGUGCACAAGGAUGCCAUUGAUGCCGCUCGUCGUAGUGGAGUAAAGCAUAUCAUUUACUCUUCUCUUGCCUUUGGCGGCGACUGUGAGCCUCAAUCGGCAGCCCACGUGAUGCAAGCCCAUCUCGACACUGAGAAGUACCUUGCAUCCAUCGCUGCGGAAGACAAGACGUUCACCUACACUGCCGUCCGGCAAGGCCUCUACUCGGAAUCUUUCCCGAUCUAUACCGCAUUCUUCGAUUUGAAGAACCCCUCGGAUGAGAUUACCGUUCCCUACGAUGGCAGCGGUCCAGGCAUCGCUUGGGCAAAGCGUGAUGAGCUCGGCGAGGCGACUGCGCGUCUGAUAUCCCAGUAUCGCUCCUCCCUUGCAACCUUUGAGUAUGUGAAUAAGACUAUUCUCCUUUCCGGCCCGCGCGUCUGGUCGUACCAGGAGUCCGUCGAUGUUCUGAGCAAGGCUGCGGGAAAGAAGGUGACCGUCAAGCCGAUCACGGUGGAGAAGUUCGCGUCCUUGCCCCAGGUGACCGGAGGAAGUGAUUAUGGUGCGGGAGAGAGCGCAAAGUUUUGGGCGUCAGCGUUUGAGGGGGUUAAGAAUGGAGAAACUGCGGUCGCCUCGCCGCUGCUUGCAAAGCUUCUUGGGAGAGAACCUGAGCCAUUCGAGAAGACUGUUCAGGAGAUGGCGAAAGCUUAAACAAGAAGACAUGUACGAAUGAAGCCGGGAUCGGUCCAUAGGAACGUAGUCUGAGCAACAAUUAAGUUGACCG